UUUUCAGAAAUAAUUAAUUACUAAAAUUUCAGUGAAAAUGGAAAUGGCUACACAAGAUCUUGGAAGUGCUGACAAAAGCACCGAUAGUGGUUCUGGAAGAAGGCCAGGAGGCUUCGCAAGCUUAGCUAGGGCAGCGAUGAGACAGAAUGGGAAGUAUGAUAAAAGCCAUGUCUGAUAUCAGGUAGAAAACGUCUCUGAAUCAUCUUCAAGAGACAUCAAAGAAGUUAUUGAUCUUGAACCUGAAGAAGUUGUCGAUCUUGAAAUUGAUGAAGUUGUCGAACUUGAUUCUGAAGAAGUUAUAGAUCUUGGAUCAGAGGAAGAAAUAAUUUCUAUUCCAAUGGACCAGCAAAUCCCUAUAUUGACACCUCCUUGACAAGUCCUCCAGACCUCUCCUAAUCUUUUAUUCAAGAAAUCUGCUAUUUCUACUUACUUAUUAUAGAAAGACUGGAGAAGGAGUUUUAUGAUGAAGUUCCUGACAAUCAGGGUGAAUUAAACUUGACCCAACUUCCCUCUUUAACAUAUAUUACUCCUGAUGGUUGACAUGAAUUCUGGAACUCAUUUCUCUUCGAACUAGGCAAGAAGAUCAAUGAGAUUGUAAUAAAUUAACUGAAAUCCUCGAAUUAAAUCGUCUGAUAAAAAAGCUGCAAAGAAGAUUAGAUAUUGUAUUAUGACUCAAACUCUUCGAAAGCUAAAGGAAAGAUGAAAGCUAAAAUUAAAUUCUAAAAUUGGCUUUACUGAUUUUGUUACAAAGAGUUUUGCUCUCACAUUCUUUCCAGAUCUAUUCCAAUGCGAAGUUGUUGAAGAUAAGUUAAAGCUAUUCUUUGACUAUAUAUAAUUUUAUGUUUUCCUGAAGUAAAUGUAAAAAAUCUCCUAAAUCGUCUACUUUCUACUGGUUAUUUCACAAAAUCAGAUUACAACUUCUAUAUUUAUCAGUUCAAAGGAAAACGUGCAUGUAGCUUACUUCACGCCAAGAUGAUGGUGAAGAAUAAUAGGUGUUUUAGAAAGAUUUUUGAAAGAGUUCUGUGGAAUGUUCAGGUGAUGGGGCUUGAUGAGGAGGAGAGGGUUAGAGAGGUGAUUGAGAAUUUACUUGGGUUGCAUGAGGAGGUUAGGUUGUCUGUUAAGCCCAUACACUCACCUCUCUUCAAAGGUAUCGAAGAGUCUAGUACCCAGGACUUCUCAGUCUCUUUUGUGGACUCUAGUGAGACGGUUCUAAGGAUUUCACCUGAGAAAAGAUAAAACUGUUAAUUAUGACGCAUUCCAUGUAUAAGCAUUGGAUAUCAUAACUUAAGGACUCAAAUCUUAAAUUAAAGUU
Moneuplotes crassus is the source of this 1312-nucleotide messenger RNA. NCBI's taxonomy places the organism in Eukaryota, Ciliophora, Spirotrichea, Euplotida, Euplotidae. The record is from the annotation of a GenBank genome assembly.